AAUAAAAGAAAAAAUGGCGAAUUUGGUUGACCUAUGAUUUUAAUUUUUACGUGUUUUUUUAAUGAUCCAUUGUUUUUGAAACAAACAACAACAUGCACAAAGUGAAAACAAACAUUUCUAUUCAAUAUUCAAACUUUUGAACAUCAAUCUCAUGUGCUAAAAACCCAUAGGAAUUGUUAAUUUAUCCAAAUAUAAAAGAAAAACCAACGUACACAACGCAGGAAGAGAAUUUCAAGGUUCCCGUUAGUUUUGUGGAAGCAUUACAACAAUCAAGUUCUAAACAAUGUGCGAUGAGGAAUUGCCCUGUGACUUGGACAAGCUGGAAAUUGGGCCCCAGAUUCCCCAAAUUAAGCUCUGCGAUAACCAACUUCCCGUCACGCUUAAUCCUUUCUACAAUAAGAUCGACCACGAUGAGUCUGGUCGGGUUGGAACCGAGGUUAUAUUCGGGGACAUCAAAUGCAGUUGCCGAGUGCGCCGCAGGUCGGAAAGCGUUUUGGAUGAAUGCAAGUCCAGCAAUAGCAAUUCCGCAUUUGCCCGCAUCGAGCAUUCGAUAAGGAACCCAACACUGUUCAAACGUAAAAACAGGAAAAAAGUAUUGUUGCGAGAGCCAAUCUUGAAAUCGUUGCAGAAAUGUCUGCAUCCAAAGCACCUGAAGGCAUUUGGCGACAUCCCGAAUAGACUUUUAAAGAAGAGCGCCUCCAACGAAAAUAUUGCAGAAGGCUUCACUAAAUCCUGCCCAACUAUCGAGGCUCUAAAUGUUGACGAUUCUCUGGGCUUUCUUAGGAUAAGCAAUGAGGAGCCGUCGACUUCAACGGGCAGAAAAUCUGGCAUAACCGAUUUUCGAGAUCUCAUCGACGAGUGUCAAUCCCUACUGGAAACCAAUUUCAGUUUCGACAGUUGGAAUAACACGAUUGCUUCGAGAAAAAGUCUCAAGCACUUCAGUGUAGUUCAGUCUGCCGAAAACCGCUCGCAGCGAACAAGAACAAGGCACUGUAGUGAGAAUCACAAAGGUCAUGAAAAUGGGUAUGGGUCCAACAAAGAAGGAACAACCCGACAGAGUGGCAGUAGCAAUGCCAGCACGUCUUGUUCCCAGCAAGCUAGAAUAAACGCAUCCACAGUGGCGACUGGAAGUCAUUCCGCGGCAGUCGUUGCUGGUACAACAUCGCCGUGCGAUGUCACCAUCGAUGAACUGGCCAGCUAUUUUGAAACGUUCGUUCACAUACCGAAGAAGAUGUCUUCAAUGGCUGAGAUGAUGUAUAUUUGAUCAUAAAUUUCGGAUAGUCGGUUUUGGAAAACAGUGAACCCACAACUCGCUCGCCAUUGAACUCCAUUCUCGGGCAUGCUUUUUAUUUUAAAUAUUCUCUUCUCUUUUGUCUUCAAAAUAAUCACAACAACAACAACAAAAUGUAUGAAUAUAUUUAAUAGAAUUCUUAAUUUUGGGUAUGGAUUGCGUAAAACCAAUCACGAAUGAUAAGCUUUUUGUGUUAGAAUAAAUUUAAUGUGUAUCUAAAAAUUUGUAAUGGAAAUAAAACAAAAAAUAAGAACAAAUA
Messenger RNA from Eupeodes corollae, 1550 nucleotides. RefSeq lists its product as uncharacterized. Gene Ontology annotation, biological process: cellular response to hydrogen peroxide. The transcript has 2 exons. NCBI's taxonomy places the organism in Eukaryota, Metazoa, Arthropoda, Insecta, Diptera, Syrphidae. The coding region runs from base 284 to 1264 and encodes 326 amino acids. The record is from RefSeq and is a predicted model, not a curated record.